ACGACUCACCCGUGUGUUAGUACUGACGGGCUGUUUCCUCCCCCGCCUGAGCACUCCCUCGUCGGGAAGCUCCCAGAAUGUCACGCGGCCCGAGCGGCCGCGCCGCACGCCGUCGUCAAAUCCCGGCGUGAGCCUGACUCGGCUCACGAACCCAUGACGCUUAUACUCGCUCGACCUCCCGCCUCCAUUUCACUUCAACUCCUGGACGCGGGCCCGUUUUGCAGUCUCGAGCUCGAACCCUCGAACCGGAGAAGCUCGCAAUGGCCUUUUACAACAUCAACCUCGUCGUGGCCAGCGAGCCGCCGCCGCCCAGCGCUCCCCGCGCCAUCACACACAAGUCUCGCGCCCCAGCGACGCCCAUCGUCGGCGGCCGAGGCGAUGACAAGUUCCGCUUCACCGUCCUGCGCGACGGCCUCGUGCGCUACGAGUACGCUCCGGACGGCCACUUCGAGGACCGGCCCUCUGCCUUCGCCGCCCUCCGCGACGAGGCCCUGCAGUCGGCCGCGGUCCCCGACUUCACCGUCCGCGAGACGUCGGCCAGGGUGGAGAUAAUCACGGAGCGGUUCCACCUCACUUACAGCAAGGCCGCCGGCCGCUUCUCGCCAGGGACCCUCUUCGCCCGCGUCUUCGGGCACACAGACGAUGUGUGGCGCUUCGGCGAGGAGCAGCAGACCCUGGGCGGCACGUAUCGCACGCUCGACCACGUCGACGGGCGCGUUGACAUGGGCCACGGCGUGGUUUCGCGAAAAGGCUUCGCGAGCGUCGACGACUCGCGCACGAUGCUCUUCACGCCCGACGGCAGUUUCAUCGCCCCGAGACGGGAGCCCGUAGAGGACCGUAUCGAUGGCUACCUGUUUUGCUACGGCCACGACUAUCGUGCCGCCGUGCGGGCCCUUUACGCAAUCUCAGGCCCGCAACCGCUACUCCCUCGCUGGGCGCUGGGUAACUGGUGGUCACGGUAUAAGGAGUACACGACCGAGUCGUACCUUGAGCUCGUUCGCCUGUUUCGUCGAAAUAGGCUGCCGCUGUCGUGCGCCGUGAUCGACAUGGACUGGCAUUUGGUGCGCGACGACGUGGUCAAGCAAGCACGCCAGUCCGGCUGGACGGGGUACACUUGGAACAAGGCCUUAUUUCCGGACCCAAAGGCGUUCAUCAAGGAACUGCAUCAUCAGGGGCUCAAGGUGACGGUGAAUGAUCACCCGGCCGAGGGCGUGGCCUGCUACGAGGAUAUGUAUGAGGCGGUUGCCCGUAAGCUGAACAUGGAUGCGUCCACCAAAGAGACGAUCCCUUUUGACAUCACCGACAAGAACUUUCUGGAGGCGUAUUUCGACCCGCUGCUCAAGCAUAUCGAGGACGAUGGCGUCGACUUCUGGUGGAUCGACUGGCAGCAGGGACGGUACACGGACAUGCGAGAUGUCGAUCCGCUUUGGGUGCUUAACCACUACCACUACCAGCACAACGCAAAGCGUCUCGCCCAGCGGCAGCGCAGCUCCUCUGCCGAGCACCCGCUCAUCUUCUCGAGGUACGCGGGCCCAGGCAGCCAUCGGUACCCUGUUGGCUUCUCGGGCGACACGAUCGUGUCGUGGGCGUCGCUGGAAUUCCAGCCAGAAUUCACGGCGACGGCGAGCAACAUCGGCUACGGCUGGUGGAGUCACGACAUUGGCGGACACAUGCUCGGCGAGCGCGACGACGAGCUGACGGCGCGCUGGGUGCAGUUUGGAGUCUUCUCGCCCAUCAUGCGGCUGCAUUCGACCAAGAAUGAGUGGAUGUGCAAAGAGCCGUGGAAGCUGCCGGCGGGCUCGGGCCAAGGGCCCCAAGACACGGUCUUCAACUUUUUGCGCCUGCGCCACCGCCUCAUACCGUAUAUUCACACGAUGAAUGCGCGCGCGGCGCACAAGGAGCACGGGGAGCCGCUGGUACAGCCCAUGUACUGGGAGCAUCCCGAGCGCGACGAGGCAUACAGCGUUCCAAACCAGUAUUACUUUGGCACAGAGAUGAUCGUGGCGCCGAUUACCUCGCCGCUGAACCGGGUCACCAAGACGGGCAAGGUGCGUGCAUGGCUGCCGCCGGGCAAAUAUGUCGACUACUUCACUGGGGUGGCCUACGACGGGAACCGACAUUUGUGGUUCAACAGGACUCUGGACAAAUGCCCCGUGCUGUUGAAGCAGGGAGCCAUCGUGCCCCUGGAAAGGGCCGAGGCCCCGGAAAAUGGCGGCAAGAACCCAGACCGGUUCGAGAUUGUCGUGGCAGUGGGGGCAGACGGGCAGUUUGAGCUGUUGGAGGAGGAUGAGGAAGGCAUCACCAUCGCGCGGGAGGCGACCGAGUGGCCCGACUGGAUCAGGACGCCCAUUGUGUUCAAGCAAGCCGAAGGCACCAUCACCAUUGGCCCAACCACGGGCGGGCACCCAGGCCUUCGCCGCAACUGGUCCGUUCGCGUGCCCAGCGUCAAGGUCACGGGACCGGUGACGGCCUCGUACACUGGCGAAGGGCCAGAGCCGCUCGUGUCCGUGGUGAACAGCGCGGUGCACGUGGAGCUGCGCGACGUGCCGCCGCGCUCGCAGGCGGUGAUCCAUCUGGGCGCGAACCCGCAGGUCGCCGUCAACAAGCCCGCCAUGGAGCUGCUGUUCCCCAUUCUGUACAAGGCGCAGGUCGGGUACGAGCUCAAGGAAAAGAUCGAGGCCAUUGUCGAGGACGAAGGGGCGUCGACGGCGGCGCGAGCGAGCCAGCUGGACACGCUGGACAUGGACCCGGACCUGAGGCUGGUGGUGAAUGAGAUCCUGUUUGCAAAGUCGAGCGCCUAGCGUGCCUGUACAGGCUGCCCCCAUUCAUGGCAACGACCUAGGUAAGCAGCCACGCGUGCCCUCGUGCGAAUUGGACGUUGCGCCUUGGAUAUGAAACAGCCGCGGCGAGUUGAGGUGCACCACGGGAGCAACGAAGAAUAGAAUCACAGGCAGAGGAUUAAGCGCUUAAGGAGUUCAUCUGCCUUGACUGGUGGCUUAGCUUCCCAAGAUUCCCAAGCCCAUCAGCAUUAUUAUCCCUACCAGUUGCAGUAACUAACUUGGUGGUAUUCGUAACAUGCGGCACGCCUGCUGGCGCGUGAAAGGUUGUGUGCCGGGACGGAGAGGCGGGCCACCAAUGGCAGCGGCAAAGGGGAGGAUCGCUCAACAGGAUCGUCGACCAAGGCCCGCUAAAGUCUGAC
This is a messenger RNA of Purpureocillium takamizusanense, 3199 nucleotides long. RefSeq lists its product as uncharacterized. The transcript has a single exon. Bases 261 to 2801 code for a protein of 846 amino acids. Gene Ontology annotation, biological process: carbohydrate metabolic process. Lineage: Eukaryota; Fungi; Ascomycota; Sordariomycetes; Hypocreales; Ophiocordycipitaceae. The record is from RefSeq and is a predicted model, not a curated record. Gene Ontology annotation, molecular function: hydrolase activity, hydrolyzing O-glycosyl compounds.